Messenger RNA from Ogataea haglerorum, 1629 nucleotides. RefSeq lists its product as uncharacterized. Gene Ontology annotation, biological process: dolichyl monophosphate biosynthetic process. Gene Ontology annotation, molecular function: dolichol kinase activity. The transcript has a single exon. Bases 1 to 1629 code for a protein of 542 amino acids. Gene Ontology annotation, cellular component: endoplasmic reticulum membrane. The record is from RefSeq and is a predicted model, not a curated record. Lineage: Eukaryota; Fungi; Ascomycota; Pichiomycetes; Pichiales; Pichiaceae.
AUGGGCCCUAGAAAACAGGCCACGAGGCGGUCCACGAGAUCACAAAUAAAGAAAUCUGAGCCUGUGGUUGAAGAAGAGCAACAAGUAUCUCCAGACCCGACUACCCCUCAAGGCCUGCUACAAUCGAUCAGCAUAACUCAGUAUGUAUUUGAGCUUGUUGAUAGAGAGGCCUCGAUAGCAGACUGGAUCCAGUGGUUUGUUCUACUCUUUGUUGCAAAUGUGAUAUACGUCUUGUUCAACGACAAAUCGAAGGGCGAUUCGUUCAAUGUGCAGUAUUUGUACGACUCUAUUUUUACACUGUUGUGUGUUGUCUGUCAAAUGGCCAUAGUCUUCCAUCAUCUCUGGAAAAAAUAUAAAGUCACCGGCCAAAACGCUCCACAGUUGCCUGAGCUGGAACUCAUCUAUGCUGUCUUUAUUCCACUUGCAAUUUCGCUCAUGCAAAGUCCAAGAAACCUGGUCCUCGUUGCAGGUUCUGUCGCGCUCGUGUCUGAUCUGAAUGAGCUGGUAAAGAUAGGAGUCUCUGUGCUUUUGGAAAUUCAGCUGCUUACAUCACAUGAAAGCGUCGAAUCCUUGCCCUUUGUUUUUGUCCUCGCUGGCCCCGUGUGGCACGUGACCGUUACGUCCCUGCUGGAGUAUGUGUCUCCUAACUCGUUCUCCAAAAGCGAAAGAAACAUCUUGGGGACUCUUGCCGUCGCUAUGGUUCUGUUCAUCAACGCACAAUCUUCAGUGCACCUCCAGAUCCUCCAGAAACUCAUGGUGUCAUUUUCUGCGGCCACAGGCCUCUGUUACGCAAUCUACCUGGUAUACGAAAAGACCGACCGCAACUGGGCCGUUCUUGCCAUUUUGCAGGCGGCGUUCUAUGGCACAGGGGUCCGUCUUUCCAUCUACUUCCUAACACCGGUACUCAAGGAAAACCCCCUGCUAUGGCUGCAAGAUUACAUCCAGGAAACGGAAUCUCGAUGGUUUAUCUUCCAGCUCUGGCUCUGUGGGCUUUUUAUUGUACUGCCUUCUCUGUUCAUCAUCGCGCCAGUGUUUCCAUUGGACGUGCGCCGGAAAGUUUGGCAUUUCGUCUUGUUUACGGCGUUGUCCUACCCGCUGCUCGUUGAUUCGCAGAUGGUUUCUCUGGCACUAAUCGGACUAUUCGGUCUAUUGUUACUGGUGGAACUGCAAAGAGCGUUGCGGAUCCCGCCAUUCGGCAGCUUUCUCCAACAGAAGUUUUCUGAUUUCCUAGAUGAGAAAGAUUUAAAGGGCGAGAUCGUCUCAUCGUACCUAUUCUUGGUGCUGGGCGUUGCACUGCCGAUCUGGCUCGACCCCGAGGCUCCGGAAGCGAUAGCAGGUCUGGUCACUGUUGGUCUCGGCGAUUCGUUUGCUUCGCUUUUGGGCAAGCGGAUAGGAGCCAAUUUCUGGCCAGGAACCAAGAAAACAGUCGAAGGGUCCGUUGCAUUUGUGGCAGCUACCGCAGGGGGCUUGGUGUUUUUCAAGCUGUUAGGCCAGAACGACUUCUCCUAUUCCAACAUUUUAUGCUCGGCAAUGCUUUCUGCAAUGGUGGAGGGGUGCACGACAAUGAACGACAACCUGUUGGUACCAAUAUUCACCUAUCUGUGUUUGACUGUCUUCAAAUACUUCUAG